GAAUAAAUCCUUUUUAUGUUACUUUUACAUUAGAUUCAGGUAAGAAUUUAGGGUAUGACUAGGCCGACAAAUGGCGAACCAGCCAAUUAUUCAGGUCCAGUCCAAUCUCAACUAACCACAAUGAACUACUUCUGUGAGUCGACGAGCAAGCAGCUAAACAAAGGCGCCUAGGCAUAUAGCUGACUUGACUCAGUUGAGAGCUCUGGAAAUGGAGAUCAAAUCGAAACCAAGUGACGAGCUAUCCAGAUUCUUAGAUUCCGGCAUUUAUGAACUACCGAAUUCCAAUGCCGUCUUCAUCGACCCGGUUCGAAUACUUAACCGAUCCUACACUCGUUUUCGCGUAUCUCCUUCGUCCUAUUAUUCCCGUUUCUUUGAAUCCAAACACUCCGCUCAAGAACCUAAUCUCUCCUCCAAUCCUAAGAAGCGAAAACGAAAACCGAAGAAACAAACUCAUUCACUCAAUGAAAAAGAACAAGCCGCAGAUAAGCGUCACCAGGAGGUGAGGCCUUUAUUGUUAAAGGCGCAUGAAUCUUUACUCGUAUCAGCUGAUUUUCCAGCGAUUAUGAGCAAAAUAAGGAGUGAUUUUUGUUCUUCAACGGAGCUAAGCGGCGGUGAUGAAGAGCAUUCUUUCGUUGAGCUUGGAAGAGUUUGGCAAGCUCCUCUGUAUGAUAUAACUCUUGAUUUUAAGUUUAGUAGACUGAAAAGCGAGACUGAUAAUGGAGAAAAUGGAAUCAAUGAACGGAGAGUGCUUCCAGUUUUUAAUAAUUUAGUGGUUAACGACACGCCAGAAGAAGUGGAGGCUGAAUUUCUGAACAGGCGUUAUGUAUUACCCAGCAUGAGUCGUUUCUACAUGUCGGAUUUGGGGCAGAUUCGCAAUAUAAUACCCGCUGAAUCUGAUAGUGGUUUCAACCUUAUAGUUAUUGAUCCUCCAUGGGAAAACGGAAGUGCUCGUCAGAAAUCAGUGUACCCAACAUUACCAAACCGGUAUUUCUUAUCCCUUCCAAUUAAGCAACUUACACACAGAGGGGGUGCACUUGUGGCCUUAUGGGUGACAAAUAGAGAGAAAUUGCGUACCUUCAUUGAGAAAGAGCUAUUCCCUGCAUGGGGAGUUAGAUAUGUGUCUACUUUUUACUGGUUGAAGGUGAAAGGGGACGGUUCAUUGAUCAGUGAUCUUGACCUCUUUCAUCAUCGGCCAUAUGAAUGUCUUCUCCUGGGAUACUGUCAAGGAAAAGAAAUGGAUUCAAAUUGCCCUUCAGUAUUUAGGUCGAUAAAAGAUGAACAUAUUAUCAUAAGCAUUCCUGGAGGUUACUCGAGGAAACCCCUAAUUGGAGAAUUACUGUUGGACCAUGUUCCUGGAGUUAAACCUGCUCGAUGUAUUGAACUCUUUGCUAGAGAAAUGUUAGGUGGGUGGGUUUCUUGGGGAAAUGAACCACUUCACUUUCAGGACUCGAGAUAUUUUGAGACAGUGAAUACAUAGAUUUUCCAGGGGAAUGCCAUCUUGUUGGAAACUACAAACUAAGGUCACCUGGCAUAUAGAUUGCUUUGGUUCUAAUGUCAAAUCCCAAAGCUCACUAUUCUAGCUUGGAUGGCUGUUAUUAACAGGUUGGCAGAUACAAUGAGCAAAUGGAGCCUUUCAAUUGAAGACAGAAGCUAUUUCGGAGGCAUGUUGGCGAUUGGGACACUGAAUUUAAUUGGGCCUUGUAAAAGGUUGAGGGGCAGAUAGUGAUUGCUCUCCUCUCCAGUUUGCUUUGAGUUGGACUGCUAUGAUUUACUAUGUUAGGCAAGAAAGGAACAGCAGAUUCCUUGGGCUUCUGUAUCUAGUACACAAAAUUUUAAAGAAUAGCCGGUGAUAUUCCAGGACGGUUACACGGAAUUAGAAGCAUUGCCGAUGAUCCUAAUUGUCUUCACUAUGGCAAGGUAACUAAAUCAGCUCCUUUUGGUGGUAGACCCGGUAUCCAUUUUGCAUCUUCGAGUCUCGUGUGAAUUUAUGGCCAUGGACAUUGAGAUUUUGUCCUCCUCCGUUUAUGUGAUGCAAUUAGUUCUUGUUUUUCUUCAGUGGGAAAGAGCAUUCCAAGCUUGUUUGAUAUCGUCCUUUGUCUGCAAGGUGAGCUUUGUAGAACAUUUGUUAGUUCUCAUCAUAAAAAAAAAAAAGGCUGAUGAUGCAUAAUUAUAAAAUAGGAAUGCAUGGAAGUUGAAACUAUACUAAGAUGUAGAUACCUUAUUCCGGGGCAUAAUUAUGAUAAGCAUAUGCUACUGAUAUUCAAGUGUUGGAUAUAAGCAUGAUGUCUAACACGUGUAAAUUUAGUUUUUGAAUUAAUUGCAUUAGAUAUUCUCAAA
Molecule: messenger RNA, 2337 nt
Organism: Gossypium arboreum
Lineage: Eukaryota; Viridiplantae; Streptophyta; Magnoliopsida; Malvales; Malvaceae
Product: methyltransferase-like protein 2
Exons: 13
Coding region: 209-1477 (422 amino acids)
Cellular component (GO): nucleus; RNA N6-methyladenosine methyltransferase complex
Molecular function (GO): methyltransferase activity
Source: RefSeq, a predicted model, not a curated record